Messenger RNA from Charadrius vociferus (killdeer), 3816 nucleotides. RefSeq names its product MAM domain containing 4 (gene MAMDC4). Gene Ontology annotation, cellular component: membrane. The record is from RefSeq and is a predicted model, not a curated record. Gene Ontology annotation, molecular function: protein binding. The transcript is spliced from 29 exons. NCBI's taxonomy places the organism in Eukaryota, Metazoa, Chordata, Aves, Charadriiformes, Charadriidae. The coding region runs from base 1 to 3816 and encodes 1271 amino acids.
AUGGCCGGGCAGGCGGUUUUCACCCUCCUGCUGCUGCUGGCUGAGACUGUCCUCCCCGGUGGGUCCAUGGUCAUCAACAGCUGCAGCAGCGCAGCCGAGCAGCUCUGCGACUUCGUCUGUGACUGCAGCGACUGCUCUGACGAGAACCAGUGUGGGUACCUGCAGGGCUCAGCAGUGCUGGGCACCCCCUUCACCUGUGAUUUUGAGGAAGGCGAUUGUGGCUGGCAGGACGUGAGCACCUCGGCUUACAGAUGGGUGCGGGGCCGGGCCAGCCUGGCUGCAUGGGGCACGGGGCCCCACUCAGACCACACCGUGGGCACUGACCUGGGGUGGUUCAUGGUGACUGUGUCGCCCCCGGCAAAGACCAUGGCCACAGCCUGGCUCAAGUCACCAGUGAUGCGGGAAGCAGCUGCCACGUGCGAGAUCAGGGCCUGGUACCACCUCUCGGGAAGCGGGCUCAACCAGACAGAGCAGCCAGUGCUACGACUGGCUAUGGCGUACAGGGACGAGGUGGUAGGGCUGUGGCAGAGCCCCAGGCGCGGAGGCGAGGGCUGGCACCAGCUGGUUGCUUACCCGGGCCGGAUCGCGGAGCAGUUCCAGCUCAUCUUCUCCCUGACACAACCACCAGCAUUUGGGGCAGAAGUGGCACUCGAUGACAUCAUCUUCAGGAACUGCGGCUUGCAGGAGCCCGGGCAGCAGAUCUGUGGAGAGGAGGAGAGCCGCUGCUGCUGGGGCUUAUGCCUGGCACAGCACCGCCUCUGUGAUGGCACUGACGACUGCGGGGACGGCUCCGAUGAGAACAAAACGCAGUGCGAACACUUCACCCACUGCUCCUUUGAGCAAGGUCUCUGCAGCUGGGAGGUGGAGGUCGGGCAGCUGAUGUGGGAGAGGAACACGAGCAUGAACCUGGGGAACAUGUCCAGCAUCCCCACCCGGGACCACAGCAAUAACAGCAGGGCAGGUUUUUUCCUCCUCGUGGGCAGCACCUCAGCUGCAGCAGCCAGUGUCACGGCACGGCUCAGCAGUCCCACUUUCCAGCCCACCAACUCCUGCUCUCUCGUGCUGUACUGCCACCUCCAUGGCUCAGCCACCAGCAGACUCAGAAUCUCCUAUGUGAUCAACUCCACCGAGCACCUGGUGAGGGAGAGGAUGGGGGACCUGGGCAGCUUCUGGGUCCGGGAGAGAGUGGUCUUCAACACGAUGGAGAGCUUCAAGGUGCUGAUCGAGGGUAUGGCCAGCGGCGCGGGGACCGUGGCCAUCGAUGACCUGAUCCUGUCACAGGGCUGCGUGAGCACGCAGGACAAACCUUCAACCAUGCUGCCGAGCCAGGCAUAUCCCAGACCCUGCACAGCCGAUGAGGUGGCCUGCGACAGCAGGGAGUGCAUCAGCGCGGAGCUGGCCUGUGACUUUGCCCAGACAUGUGCCGAUGGCUCUGAUGAGAAGCGCUGCGGAGCGACCACCUUCGAGACGGGGGACGGGGGCUGGCAUGAUGUCAGCCUGGGGCGGCUGCGCUGGGGUGUGCAGACGGCCACUGAGCUCACUGAUACCAUCCUCACAGGUGCAGGGGCUUUCCUGGCCCUCCAGGCAGGAGAAGGACAAAUGAUGGCUGCUGCGAAGGCACGCACGCCUCUGCUGGGCCCCUCCGGUCCUGCCUGCACCAUGGAGAUGAGCUACCGCAUCCACCGAGGCCACAAAGGCUUCCUCGCAGUCAGCAUCGUGGAUCACACCACUGGCACCACCCACCUGGCAUGGCAUACACAGGGUCACAGUGGCACAGCUGAGGGACAUGUCCGUGUCCUGCUGGGGGAGAGGACACAGCGCUUCCAGGUGCAUCCAGGGGCACAGGGACCACGCUGCCAGGCACCCUGGGACUCACCACCACCACACUGCCCCCAGGUCGAGCUGCUGGGGCUGGUGGAUCUGCAGGACUCAGCGGGUGCUGCCAUCGACAAUGUGACGUUAGUGCAGUGCCACCCCAAGGUGGUGCCACCAGGGGCUGCGGAGCUGUCCUGCAACUUUGAGACGGGCAUGUGCGGCUGGUACCAAGAUCAGUCCAGUGACUUCAAAUGGGUCCGCAGCACGGGGCAGGGACAGGGCUCUGACCACACCACUGGCUCAGGCUACUUCUUGGCCGUGGAUCCCUCUGUGCCAUGGAGCCGCGGGCAGUGGGCGCAGCUUGUCACCUACCGCCAGGAGCCCACCACCACCCCACGCUGCCUCUCCUUCUGGUACCGCCUGGCCGGCCCGCAGAUUGGCACCCUGAACCUCAAGCUGCGGCUGGAGGGAGCAGAGGAGAUGGUGCUGUGGACCCAGCGGGGGACCCAGGGCAGCAUCUGGCACCAGGGACGGGCAACGCUGCCCGCCACAGGCCAGCGGCCGUACCGGGUGGCCUUUGAGGCCCUGCGGGAUGGGUUCCUGGGGGAUAUGGCACUGGACGACCUGGCGCUGACGGCGGGGCCCUGUGGGGCUGAGCUCUCCUGCUCCUUCGAGGCGGAUGCCUGUGGGCUGGCAGCCAGUGAGCAGCGUACCUGGCUGUGGCAGAGCAACAGCACCGGCGCCACUGCUGGCCCCUCGGCCGACCACACCACUGGCACUGCCACAGGUACCGGGGCCACGGCUUCCCAGAGCUCUGAUGGAGCCCUGCUGGCUGCCCUGUGGCUCCUGCCUGCCUUCCCUGCCUGCCAUUACAUGGUGGUGAGCACAGGAAGGGGCUCCCUGCCUGCAGGGCACACGGCUGCCCUCACCUCCCAGCCCUACCAGCCCUCUGCACUCGCCCAGUGCCUGGCCUUCUGGUACCAGCUGAGCACUGGGACCCCAGGUGGGGGUCCUGUGCGGCACAGCCCGGACCCCCCUCCAUGGUGGGUGCCAUGGGCAGGAUCUCUCGGCAUCUUCGUGGAGCAGAGUGGGGUGCGGAGGAAGGUGAUGAGCGUGAGCACCACGGAGGGAGAUGUCUGGCACCGCGGUCAUGUCACUGUCCAGCCAGAUGGGGAGUGGCAGGUGAUAUUUGAGGUGGUGGGAGCUGGGGGUGACCACGGGUACAUCGCACUGGACGACCUGCAUGUGUCAGACGGAGCCUGCCCCGAGCCAGCGUCCUGUGACUUCGAGAGGGACAUGUGUGGCUGGAGCAGCCCCUCAGACCCCCGCCUGCACAGCUUUGCCUGGGGCUGGAAGAACGGGGUCCCCCUUGCCAAGUACCCCGGCCCCGAGCAGGAUCACACCCUGGGCACAAGGGAUGGUCACUAUGUGCACUUCGACACCAGGGUGCUGGGCCCAGGGAGCACCACUGCCAGGCUGGAGAGCCAGCACCUGCCUGGUGCUGCUGACUCCUGCCUGCGGUUCUGGUACCACAUGGACAUCCCGGAGCACCUCUUUCAGCUCUGGCUGGGCAGUGAGGAGGAGUGGGGUGCAGUGGCAGGGCACCAGAGCCAGGGCUGGCGAGGCGGCGUGGUGCCUGUGCAGAGCCCUGGCAAGUUCCAGAUCAUAUUUGAGAUCACCACGCGGAGGUGGCCGAUGGAGGGGACGGUGGCGCUGGACGACAUCAUGUACAGCACCGUGGGGGGCUGCCGUUCCAGCCCGGAGGGGCCAAUGGAAGAGAAAUCCUCCGGCAGCUUUGUGGCAGAGGUGGUGCUCAGUCUUCUCCUGGUCAUCAUUGUCCUGGUGCUGGUGGUUGCUGGAGGCUGGUACUUGCUGAAACGGCAAGGGCUGGCAAGUGGAACACCAUCAGAAAGCAAUGCUCCCCAGGGCUUUGAUAACAUCACCUUUCGAGAUGACAAGGUCAUUAUAUCUCCAGAGCAAAAAGAGGGGGAUGAGGUUUGA